GUAAUAUUUGAGAAAAUAUCUAUAUUAUAUUAUAUAAAUAGUAGAAAAUAUUUUCAUAUAUUCACCUUCUAUUUAUAAAUUCUAGUACACAUCAUACAUACAUAUAUAUCUCUGUUAUUAAAAUCUCCCCAGCAUUCCGAAGCAGGUGGCGCCAAAAUCUGAUCUUUUCAAACCGAUAUAGAAAAUACUACUACUAAUUAAUAAGUAAAAAAACACAUUUUACCAAAAAAGAAAAAAAAAGUAAAAAAACAUCUAAAAUAUAAACAAAAAAUAUGAUCAUGUCAAUACUCAAAUAGUCGUGGGAAAAUCAAACCCUAGAAAAAAAAUAAAUGUCCUUCUCCACACGAUUUCCAAGAUCUACUAAACACGCAGUUUAAUGUUUUAAACACGCAGAUUAAUGUUUUCUAACCUCUGUUUCCAAUUUGUUUUUUUUUUUGUUUUUUAAUUAGAAGAUUUCGCUGAAUGAGUUCCAAUAAAGAUAGCGACUCUGAGAACAGCCACCGAAGCGAGAAGAGGAAGAAGGUUCCUUCUCUCUUUCCCUCUCAUCCUCCUUCAAUUGUUUUUUUAUCCACCUCAAUUCUUCCGAAGAUUUUCGGAUCAAGAAGAUGUGGGAAACAACAAGAACAAGAAGAAGAUGCAUCUAAUAAUAUGAACAACAGAGGAAGUUAUGAUCAUCACGAAGACAACAAUAAAAUUUUCAAUGAUUUGGAGCGACGACUUGCUUCUCGAAAGAAAUCGAUUCUCGACAACACUUCUCCAAUGAUAUGGAAGACUCUAUCUGAGAGAAAGUCAAGCCCUGGAAUUGAAGGCUUGAAUCUAUCAAGUUUCGAUAGGCCUAUGGCACCAACAACAGAGAUUCGUGAACUCAGGGUGUUUCUAGCUACGUGGAAUGUAGGUGGGAGAACACCUAACAACGACCUUAACCUAGAAGACUUCUUGCUCGUUGAAGGCACAGCAGAUUUAUACAUCUGCGGGUUUCAAGAGAUUGUUCCUCUAAGUGCAGGGAACGUAUUAGUAGUCGAAGACAACGAGCCUGCAGCUAAAUGGUUAGCUCUAAUAAGCCAAGCUUUAAACAAACCGAAACAAGACUCUGUUUACUCAAACGCAGCUUUCUCCGCCUCAAAAACAACAACCUCUUGUAGUAGUAGUAGUAGUGGUUGCUGUAGCGAAGAGUCGAGAACACCAAGCAGUCUAAGUUUCUUUCAACGACCUAAUCUUAAAGUCUUGAGCAGAAACUACCGUGUCGAUUCGAGUCUUCUGAAGACUUGUAAUUGUUCGGUGGUUAACGAUACUUCUUCUGUUGGUUGGGAAGGUAGGAGGUCGAAAAGGUUCAGCGAUCCUAUUGCGGAUAGCACUAAUGUGGAGCCUGAGAAUUUUAGGGUUCAUGAGAAUUUCUUGUUUGAUGAUGUUGUUCCCGCGGCGACGACGAUGAUGAUGCCUGGACAAAUGAGUUACAGAUUGAUUGCUAGUAAACAAAUGGUUGGUUUGUUUUUGUCUGUGUGGGCUAGAAAAGAGUUGAUUCCACAUAUAUCUCAUCUUAGGCUUGAUUCUGUUGGAAGAGGAAUAAUGGGUCGCUUGGGAAACAAGGGAUGUAUAGCUAUAAGCAUGUCACUGCAUCAAACAAGCUUUUGCUUUGUGUGUAGCCAUUUGGCUUCUGGUGAGAAAGAAGGUGAUGAGAUGAGAAGAAACGCUGAUGUAGCUGAGAUUCUGAAGCAUACUCAGUUCCCUAAACUCACCAAAAGCCCUAGCUGUCGCGCACCAGAAAGAAUCGUUGAUCAUGACCGAGUGAUUUGGCUUGGAGAUUUGAAUUACAGAGUUGCGUUAACCUACGAAGAGACAAGAGUGUUACUAGAGGACAAUGAUUGGGACACUCUUCUUGAGAAAGACCAGCUUAACAUGGAAAGAGGAGCAGGAAGGGUCUUCUCUGGAUUUCAAGAAGGUCAAAUCUUCUUUGCACCAACCUAUAAAUACACUCAAAACUCAGAUGCUUACGCCGGAGAAACCACCAAGUCCAAGAAAAAACGACGUACUCCUGCUUGGUGUGAUCGGAUUCUGUGGAGAGGAGAAGGAAUAGAGCAGCUUUCUUACAUUCGAGGAGAGUCACGGUUUUCAGAUCACAGACCGGUGUGUGCAAUCUUUGCAGUAGAGGUUGAUGUGAAGAGUCUGAACAAAGGUAGAUUCAGGAAAGGUUAUUCUAGUGCAGCUGCAAGAUUGGUUGAAGAUGACACUCCAAAAAGACAUAGUUUUUAUGACUAAGAUUUGUUACCAAUUCUUUUUUUUUUUUUAACAAACAAAAAUUGAUUAAAAAGAAAGUAUUAUUUCUUGAUUUGUAUAGCUUUGGGAGUAACACACAAAAACAACAACAAAAUGCUUUCCUCUGUUUAUUCUCUUAACUAUGUUUUUAAUACAUUGUAACUAGUAUUUUUCAA
This is a messenger RNA of Brassica napus (rape), 2429 nucleotides long. RefSeq names its product type I inositol polyphosphate 5-phosphatase 5. Gene Ontology annotation, molecular function: phosphatidylinositol-3,4,5-trisphosphate 5-phosphatase activity; inositol-polyphosphate 5-phosphatase activity; phosphatidylinositol-4,5-bisphosphate 5-phosphatase activity. The coding region runs from base 463 to 2256 and encodes 597 amino acids. The record is from RefSeq and is a predicted model, not a curated record. Gene Ontology annotation, biological process: phosphatidylinositol dephosphorylation. The transcript has 10 exons. Lineage: Eukaryota; Viridiplantae; Streptophyta; Magnoliopsida; Brassicales; Brassicaceae.